AUGGAUCGGAGACGUCAAAAAGCUCGUGAAAGUAUGGCCGCUAAACGAGCUGAAGCUACACCAAAAGAAGCUAAAAGACAACGCACGCUUGCCAGAGAAAGGAGUGCUGCCAGAAGAGCUGCCCUUACACCAGAACAAGCUGAACGAGAGCGCACCCUUGCACGAGAAAGAAGUGCAGCUAGAAGAGCUGCCUUAACACCAGAACAAACUGAGAGAGAGCGUAGCCUUGAUCGUCAAAGAAAAGCAUCUAGAAGAGCUGCAUUAACACCCGAUGAAAUCGUAUAA
Molecule: messenger RNA, 285 nt
Organism: Rotaria sordida
Lineage: Eukaryota; Metazoa; Rotifera; Eurotatoria; Philodinida; Philodinidae
Source: the annotation of a GenBank genome assembly